Xenia sp. Carnegie-2017 is the source of this 1176-nucleotide messenger RNA. RefSeq lists its product as uncharacterized. Lineage: Eukaryota; Metazoa; Cnidaria; Anthozoa; Malacalcyonacea; Xeniidae. The record is from RefSeq and is a predicted model, not a curated record. The coding region runs from base 353 to 856 and encodes 167 amino acids. The transcript has a single exon.
AGGAAGUUGUUUUUAUUUCCGUUCUGCGUUGUAUCUAUUUUGUUUACGCCGUCGGGCCUCUGCGCCGACCUGAAAAUACUUGCUUGAAGGUUGCCUCUAAAACCUCUCUAAAAUGAAUAUGGCUGACAAUUCAAAGAAAAUGGAGUGGACAGAUGAGCACGAUUUAUUGUUGAUGAGAGAAAUGAUGGUUAGUGAUCUGUUUUAAUACAAAAAGGGAAGCCCCAAUCGGGGAUUAGUAUGGGAUUCUAUUGUCGAAAACUUAAAUAAAACGGAAGCGCAAGUCUUUACUUUAAAAGACAAGAGAAGUGUUCGAGACCCGUGGAGUCUUUUAAAAGCUAAGUUCAAGCAGAAGAUGCGCAAAGAAGAAAGGGCAAGUGGCAUUGAUGUCGACGAACUGUCGGUGAAAGAAAGUUUGAUUAAAGAGUUGUGCCAAACAGAGGACAGCUUCCUUGAGGUAGCAUCAGUUCAAAGGCAAAAGGAAAAUGCAAAUGCUAUUGAUAUAAGGAUGACAGCCUUGGAACGAAUAGGCGAAACAAGCAAGAGAAAAUCUGAUGGGCAAAACUCUGAUGUUAAGCUUAAGAGAGUACGCCGCGGAAGUUGUGAGUUAGUCGAAUAUUUGAGAGAAAGAUCAAGCAAGGAAAUUGAAAUCCGUCGUGCAGAACUAGAAGUAAAGCGAAAUGAGCAAGAAAUACAAAAUCAAUUGAGUACCCCAGCAGCUACACAACAAACAGAAGUCUUAAAAAUGAUGCAACAACAAAAUCUAAAAAUGAUGGAGAGCCAAGCUUUACUUCUUCAGCAACAACAGCAAUUGUCAACAGCAUUUCUUGACAUUAUUCAGAGGUUCACAACCAAGUAAGAUUGUGUUGUCACUUACAAGGAAAGAAUUCUUAACUGUUGUGUUUUAGCAAUCUGUGUAACUAUGAACUUUUAAUGUUUUGCUAUUUGAAUUAUAAUACUUUUCUCACUUACAUUUGUCAGUACUUACAUAACAAGUUACAUACUUGCUAAUUGUUUGUGUGUUUAAUAAUGAGUCAUUUUGGCAUUCAUUAAUUAGUUAUAAAGUAAUUCUCCAAGGUUGGAGGAUCUAACUGAAAAAACUUGGAUGUUAUAUUUCCAUACAUGCAAGUGAGUGAAUUUCUUAACAAUGCACAGACAAUAUAUGCUUUCCCAACACUA